GCCCACGAGAGACCUCCCGAUCAUAUCCAUCCUGUCGCCAGGGGGCCACGCAACGGCAUGCAAAGCUUCCGCCGCGCGGCCGCCCAGCCGCGCGACGCCAUGCCCGCCGCCGCCCACCGCCCCAGGCGCUCGGCGUCCAUGCCCUUCCACGGCGCCGGCGCCGCGAAGGGCAGGGACCCCUCCCCGGCCCCGGCGGCCGGCGGGCGCGCGCGGCUCCGCGACGAGCAGCUCCGCCAGCUCCGCGAGCUCUUCCUCCGCUUCGACCUGGACCGCGACGGGAGCCUCACGUUGCUGGAGCUCGCGGCGCUGCUCCGCUCCCUGGGCCUCCGCCCCGCCGCCGGGGACGAGAUCCACGCGCUCAUCGCCGCCAUGGACGCCGACGGCAACGGCACCGUGGAGUUCGACGAGCUCGCCUCCUCCCUCGCACCGCUGCUCCUGGGGCCCUGCCGCCCCGCCGUCGCCGUCGACCAGGCGCAGCUCGCCGAGGCCUUCCGCGCCUUCGACCGCGACGGCAACGGCUUCAUCUCCGCCGCCGAGCUCGCGCGCUCCAUGGCGCGCCUGGGCCACCCCAUCUGCUACGCCGAGCUCACCGACAUGAUGCGCGAGGCCGACACCGACGGCGACGGCGUCAUCAGCUUCCCGGAGUUCACCGCCGUCGACUUCCUCGGCCUCGCCGCCUUGUGACUCUCUUCUCUUUCCCUCCCUUCCCACCGGUCGGUCGAUUCCCCGCUUCCCUCCCUGUUCGUGCGCUCCGUGCCUCUUCGUCUCCAUCUCGCAAUCGCUAACGCAUUUACAAUCGAGCUGGAUUGAAUUGGUCUUGUGUAUUGUGUGAUAUGUGGAUGAUGCGAUGGUGUAAAUAUGUUGCUCUAGUGCAUGUUCCAUUUGACACUGCGAUUCAUCAUGGAAAAAAGGGAAGAAUUAUCCUACCGAA
Panicum virgatum (switchgrass) is the source of this 931-nucleotide messenger RNA. RefSeq names its product probable calcium-binding protein CML12. The transcript has a single exon. Bases 58 to 684 code for a protein of 208 amino acids. NCBI's taxonomy places the organism in Eukaryota, Viridiplantae, Streptophyta, Magnoliopsida, Poales, Poaceae. Gene Ontology annotation, molecular function: enzyme regulator activity; calcium ion binding. The record is from RefSeq and is a predicted model, not a curated record.